GGGUUGUGCGCUUGUCCUGCGGAGUUCUUUGGUGACCAUUGUGAAAAGGAGCGAGUGCAAUUUCACGCGCACAAUGGUCUCUGCCUCCUGAGGGAAUCGAACACAGCUCUGUGCAAAGGGUUGGUGCUGGCAGCCAGUCUGAACGACCGUGAAUACUGCAACAGCGCGCAGGAUUGCACUACUUGGGACACAGUGAAGCGCAUGGUUGGCAUAAUGUGGGAAGCAGAGCUUGGUGACAUCAUCGUGGAUAGCAUUGCAGUGCUGUUUUGCCUUCUCGCUAUUCCCUUGAGGUGGCCAGAAGAUGGCCAAAGCAAAAGCAAACACGUGGGAAAGUACUUGUUCUUAGCCGGCUUAGUUUGCUUUGUCGCCGAUGUGGCCUUGGAAUCGGUGCUGGUUCACUUCGUCGGAGGAGCGGCUGACGUCGUUGCGGAGCUGGAGGGUGCUUUCUGUUUCUCCCGCGGCGAUGCUUCCAGAUCGUUGGUGCUGCUUGAGGAUUUGGCGGGCACCAUUGCGACGUUUGCCUGGGUGAACAUUGCCCUGGCGAUUGUCGGCGGAAGCUGUGACGUGAUACAAGCUUUCAUGGACACGAACCCUGGACUCAUAGCUGUUGUGCUCACGGUCGUUGCGGCAGUCUCGGAACUUGUUCUAGGUCUCAGCAACUUCUUCAUGAACACCAACGAGUUUGUCAGCAUUAUCAAAGAGAUCGAGCUGGCCACAUUGGGAUUAGCCGAGAUGGAGGAAGGGCAUGCCUGCUACAUGAGACACCCCCAACUGGACGAACUGCUUCCUGCUGAGGCUGUUGGAGUAGAGUGGAUCCAUCCUGGUCUCACCGUUGUCAUGCCUGCGGUCUUGGCUUUCAUGAGCUUUCUAUGCGCCAUAUGCAUUGCCUGCCUGCGUGCACCCUCCUGA
This is a messenger RNA of Symbiodinium necroappetens, 909 nucleotides long. The record is from the annotation of a GenBank genome assembly. Lineage: Eukaryota; Dinophyceae; Suessiales; Symbiodiniaceae.